AUGUUUCAGUCGCUAACGUUUAUCUGCCAACAUCUACGUCUGAUUGAUAGUGGUCAACAUUCAAACUUAAGUGCCAGCAUCUAUCUGUGCUUAGCGGAAUUAUGUGCUACAUUGAAAGUUUAUUCAGUGGCGGAAUUACCAUCUUUUAUGCCUCAUGUCUUGCAAACCUACGAAUCAGAUAGCAUUUUCAAAAAUGAAUUGCUACUCACAAGCGUCACUGCAUGUUUGUCGAAAUUAGUUCGAACUUUGUGCAAUUAUCUCACACCGUAUCUGCCAUCAAUUAUUAAGCGCACAUGCACUUUGUUAACACAUGCAUCCUCCCAAAACGAUACACGUCUACGAACAAUGUGGUCUCAUUUGGCUCUUCAUGUUCCGCAUCGUCUUCUCUUUCCAAUCUUGUUCGACGUGAUUGACAAAAACGAAUUUCAAUUAAAUGAUCUCGAACCUCUAAUGGCGUUACUAAAGCAAUCUCUUUCGAUUGCCACACUAGAUGAGCUAAGCAACAACUAUACAUUAUUAAAACAACUAUUUCUCAAGUUAUUCACCUUACGAACAUUACACACGAAGAAAAUGGCUCCGAAUCAAAUGAAUAUCUACGAAGAUCAUAUAUUCGAUUGUUUUGCUGAAUUAGUCAUGCGCUUGUCGGAGGAAACAUUCAGACCAUUGUUCUAUACCAUCUAUGAAUGGGCUGUUUACAAUGAACCUCCACCAGAAUACACUUUGACAUUCUAUCGCUUGACAUUCAUAUUGUCGAAGAAAUUGAAAGGAUUGUUUACACUAUUUGCUGGUCAUAUUAUACAACAUUCGGCAAAUGUUCUCAAUCAACUGAAUUCGUCGAAGACAGCGGGCGAAAGCUCGGAUGAAUUCAAAAUAACUUUUCGAAAGAAAUAUGCCGAAGAAAGCCAAUUGGAAUUAAUUAACGGAAUCUUGAGUACAAUAUCGAACUUAUGCUUAUUCGACAGCGUGGGAUUCAUUACCGAUGAUCGUUUUCAAAUUCUGCUCAUGCCAGUUGUCGAUCAAUUGAACAAUUUUACAUCGAAUGAGAAUUAUUCUCAAUGGAUUCAACAAUAUGUGUCACCAUGUAUUGUUAAUUUAACAGCUGCAACCAAAGAAGAAGCUCUCUGGCGUCAAAUACAUUAUCAAAUUCUAAUGAAGACACGAUCCGAUGUCUCGAAAGUUCGUCUCGCAACGUUAAAUGUUCUGCAAGAACUUUCGCGCAAGUUAGGAAUGAAUUACCAAGGUCUUCUACCCGAAGCUAUUCCAUUCAUGGCUGAACUAAUGGAAGAUGCAAAUGAUGAAGUCGAAAAAACAUGUCAUCGUGUCAUUGUCGAUAUGGAAUCGACUUUAGGUGAAUCAUUACAAGACUACUUCAAUAGUUAA
Adineta ricciae is the source of this 1380-nucleotide messenger RNA. The record is from the annotation of a GenBank genome assembly. Lineage: Eukaryota; Metazoa; Rotifera; Eurotatoria; Adinetida; Adinetidae.